Messenger RNA from Somion occarium, 3120 nucleotides. The record is from the annotation of a GenBank genome assembly. Lineage: Eukaryota; Fungi; Basidiomycota; Agaricomycetes; Polyporales; Cerrenaceae.
GAUUGGCUGCGGCACGAGCACUCUUCAACCUCUCCCUGUUGAGAGAGAGAUAGAACGCAUGCAUUCAGAAUUGAAGCCGAGAAUGCGUUCCAAGCCGAGGCAUGCCCUGCACUUAUCCCGGCACCCUCGACUCCGGAAACAUCGUCCACUUCAUUUGACCUAUAAGAACGUUCGUCAGUCUGCUCCACUCUUCUCUAUUGCUCCCCGCUAGAGUUCUUUCACUCUAGCUUUCUGCCUUGAGUCUUACCACUAUCACCUACCAACAUGCCCGCCCAAUUACUUUCUCAACCCAAUCCCCCGCCCGACCCGUCGCAUAUCCCCGACUCCAUCCUCAGUCUCAGAGUCGACGUCCCCAAGAAUGUUCUCUCCUCCAACGAGCUCGAUAGCAUCAGGCGUUUCAGGCGGGCUGCAGAUUACAUCGCAGCAGCGAUGAUCUUUUUGAAAUCAAAUACACUCGUCGAGGAACCUAUCAAGCCAGACGAUAUCAAGCACCGUCUUCUCGGCCACUGGGGUACCUGCCCAGGUCUCGUUCUCGUCUAUGCUCACCUGAACGCAAUCAUCACCCGUACAAACCUUAACUCUCUCCUCGUCGUCGGUCCAGGCCACGGCGCACCCGCUAUUCUCGCCUGUCUAUGGCUCGAGAACUCCUUGGCUACUUUCUGGCCCAAGUAUACCCGAGAUAGACAAGGUCUUUCCGCACUCAUCAGGGGAUUCAGUGUCCCCGGAGGUUUCCCAAGUCAUAUCAACGCCGAAACCCCGGGCUCCAUCCACGAAGGUGGAGAACUCGGCUACGCGUUGAGCGUUUCCUUUGGUGCGGUCAUGGACAAGCCUGACCUCGUCGUGUGCUGUGUUGUCGGAGAUGGUGAGGCUGAGAGUGGUCCUACCGCUACCGCGUGGCAUGCAUACAAGUACAUCGAUCCCGCCGAAUCAGGUGCAGUCUUACCCAUCGUACACGUCAACGGGUUCAAGAUCUCGGAGAGGACGAUCUACGGAUGUAUGGACGAUAAAGAAUUGACGGCUCUCUUUGUCGGCUACGGCUACCAACCUCGAUUUGUCGAAGAGCUCAAUGACAUCGAUCAAGAUCUCGCUUCGAGUAUGCAAUGGGCUCUCGACGAGAUCCAUAAGAUUCAGAAGGCUGCACGUAGUGGAAACCCGAUCGUUAAGCCCAGGUGGCCCGUUCUUAUCCUUAGGACGCCGAAGGGCUGGUCAACGAUUAAAAGCCUUCAUGGUGAAUACAUCGAAGGCUCAUUCCGGUCUCACCAAGUACCUCUACCCGAAGCCAAAAAUGAUCCUGAAGAACGCAAGAUGCUUCAAGCGUGGUUGGAAAGUUAUAAACCCAGCGAGGUUUUGCCAAACGGCGAGCCUUCAGAGGAAGUUUUGAGUAUAAUCCCCAAGGAGGACAAACUGAAACUGGGUCAGAAGAAGGAAGCUUAUGCUGCGUAUGAGCCGAUCGAUGUCCCUGCUUGGAUCGAUCAUGGCGUCAAGAAAGGUACUCAGGAGAGUUGCAUGAAAGUUGUUGGCAAGUUCUUGAACCUCGUCACUCACAGCAACCCAACCUCCUUCCGAAUUUUCUCUCCUGAUGAGCUCGUCUCCAACAAACUCGACGCCGUACUUGAAGACGCUGAUAGCGGACGUAACUUCCAAUGGGACCCUGCUUCUCGUGCUAAGGGUGGUCGUGUGAUCGAAAUCUUGAGCGAACAUACUUGUCAGGGAAUGUUGCAAGGAUAUACAUUGACGGGAAGGACAGGGUUGUUCCCCAGUUAUGAAGCUUUCCUUGGAAUUGUGCAUACGAUGAUGGUGCAGUAUAGCAAGUUUGUCAAGAUGGCCCACGAGACAACCUGGCGUCAACCCGUUGGUUCUCUUAACUACCUCGAGACCUCCACCUGGGCUCGUCAAGAACACAAUGGAUUCUCGCAUCAGAAUCCUGCCUUCAUCGGCGCCGUGCUCGACCUGAAGCCUUCUCUUGCUCGUGUCUAUCUCCCGCCUGAUGCCAAUUGUUUCCUGAGCACGGUGGCGCAUUGCUUAAGGGCUAAGGAUUAUGUGAAUUUGAUGGUCGGGAGUAAACAACCUACACCUGUUUGGUUGAGUCCCGAGGAAGCAGAUCGACACUGUAUCGCUGGCGCGUCUAUCUGGAAGUUCGCCUCUACCGAUGAUGGUCUGGAGCCCGACGUCGUCCUCGUGGGUAUCGGCGUGGAAGUCACUUUCGAAGUGAUCGCUGCUGCGGCCCUACUCCGCAAGCUCGUUCCUCAACUCCGUGUUCGUGUCGUGAACGUGACGGAUUUGAUGAUCCUGGGACCUCAAGGGAGUCACCCGCAUGCGUUGGAGGAUACGGAUUGGGAUGCGUUGUUCACGGGUGAUGGGGAGUCUGAUGGGAAAGGAAGGAGAUAUAUUCAUUUUAAUUAUCAUGGAUACCCUGUGGAGUUGAAGGGAUUGUUGUUUGGAAGGCAGGGGUUGGAGCGGGUUACUAUCGAAGGGUACCGCGAGGAAGGCACUACGACGACGGCUUUGGAUAUGAUGCUCCAGAAUCAUACGUCUCGUUAUCACGUCGCUGCUGCCGCCAUUCGCGGAGGUGCAAAGGUCAAUAAGAAAGUAGAAGUGGAUGCGCAUGAGAUGAUUAGUUACGUCAUGCAUUUGGCGCAAAAGGAUAGGGAGUAUAUCUAUGCUAAUGGUGCUGGUGAGUAUCCUGAGGGUACUUUCGACGUGCCCAAGUUUGACUAGAUGCCUUUGUCUAUGCAUUUCAUUCUCUCUGCACGCUUUCUCUCCUUCGGUUCGAGACGUCUUCGAUUGAUACAUACCUCCACCGGCUUUCUCUCCCUCUCUCGCAUUCUCAUCCUUAUACCAUGAUGAUCUCCCUGACCGCUUUCGGGUCCCUUCAUACCUUAUGUGGACGUCAUGUCUCGCACAUCGGCACGUUACCACUCUAUAUCUCGUCGUCUUGCAGUAUUGCAUUGUUGUACCGUUGUACGUGUACGAAUUAUUCCCCCACCUCUUUCGACGUCUGUUUUGUAUACACGCAUUUUCACGAUUUUGUUGUAGUUGUACAUGUAAAUCUGUACUAUUAAUUUUUGUCUGGAAUGGAUGUAGAAAAUCAAUAGAAACUAGAUUUGGCUUCUUUUCUUU